UUGAUAAUGAAAAUGGACAUGGAGGAUGCUGACAUGACUCUAUGGACAGAGGCUGAAUUUGAAGAGAAGUGUACAUAUAUUGUAAAUGAUCAUCCUGCGGACUCCAGCGCUGAAAGUGGCACCAUAACCCAAGCUGAGUCAUCCUUGCCAAGGAACUUGAUUUUCAAAUAUGCUGGAAAUAGCAAAGAGGUUAUUGGAGUUAUUAGCAAAGAAUAUAUCCCCAAAGGAACACGUUUUGGACCUCUGGUUGGAGAGAUCUAUACCAAUGACACUGUUCCUAAAAACGCAAACAGAAAAUAUUUUUGGCGGAUCUAUUCUGAAGGUGAGCUUCACCACUUCAUUGAUGGAUUUAAUGAAGAAAAGAGUAAUUGGAUGCGCUACGUAAACCCAGCUCAUUCUGUUCAGGAGCAGAAUCUGGCUGCUUGUCAGAAUGGAAUGAACAUUUACUUCUACACCAUCAAACCCAUCCCCGCCAACCAGGAAUUACUGGUGUGGUAUUGCCGGGACUUUGCAGAUAGGUUGCACUAUCCUUCUACUGGAGACCUGGUGAUGAUGAAUAUCACACACAGCCAUGUGAAUCCAAAGCCGCAAAGCAAUGAUGAAUUUUCUCAGAAAAAUGUCCCCAAAAGAGAGCACAGCGUGAAGGAAAUCCUGAAAAAUGAUUCCAGUCAUCCCAAAGGAAAGGACUUACUCCACACCCACAUUUCACCACAUAUUCAAGAAAAAGACUUUGAAGGCUUAAGAAAAAACUGUAGCCCUGAAAGGCCUUUCUACCCACGCAUUGUCUACCCAAUCCGGCCUCAUAUUCCAGAAGAUUACCUGAAGGCUUCUCUGUCUUAUGGGAUGGAGAGGCCUAGUUACAUUGCCCACUCACCCAUCCAGGCCUCUACUACACCAAGCCCCUCAGCAAGAAGUAGCCCAGACCAAAGUUUAAAAAGCUCAAGCCCUCACAGCAGCCCAAGGAUUACAGUUUCACCCUUGGCUCCUAUGUCUCAAGAGCACAGAGAACCUUAUCCUUACUUGAAUGGACCCUAUAGCUCAGAAGGAUUAGGGUCAUAUUCUGGAUAUGCAACCUCAAACCAUCUCUCACAAGCCUUUUUACCCUACAAUUCCCCCUAUCAUAAAUUCCUCUUACCACCAUACAACAUGAGCUGUGGCAGCCUGGGUACUUUGAACAGCAUCAACAAUUUCAACCUCCUCCCAAGGAUGUAUCCCUUCUACAGCAACCUAUUCAAUGGAGGAAGCCUUUCCAAUCAUAUGCUGAAUCCGUCUUCCCUUCCAAGUUCAUUGCCAUCUGAUGGAAGUCGACAGUUGUUGCCACCUGACCAUCGAAGGGACUUCCUUAUCCCUGCACAUAACAGUGCCUUCUCCAUCACAGGGGCUGCUGCCAGCAUGAAAGACAAGCCAUGCAGCCCAACCAGUGGAUCACCAACAGCUGGCACAGCAGCCACUUCAGAACAUAUAAUGCAACCUAAACCUACCUCAGCAGGGUUAGCUGCCACCAACAGUGAAGAAGCCAUCAAUCUUAUCAAGAGCAAGCGAAAUAUGACGGGUUACAAAACCCUUCCAUACCCACUGAAGAAACAGAAUGGGAAGAUAAAGUAUGAAUGCAAUGUCUGCUCCAAAACCUUUGGCCAGCUCUCUAAUCUAAAGGUCCACCUUCGAGUACAUAGUGGAGAAAGACCAUUCAAAUGUACUACAUGUAAUAAAGGAUUUACUCAGUUGGCUCACCUCCAAAAGCACUAUCUGGUACACACAGGAGAAAAACCCCAUGAGUGUCAGGUGUGCCAUAAACGAUUCAGCAGCACAAGCAACCUGAAGACGCAUCUGCGGCUCCAUUCUGGAGAGAAGCCUUAUCAGUGCAAACUCUGCCCUGCUAAAUUCACCCAGUUUGUGCAUCUGAAGCUGCACAAGCGUCUCCACACCAGAGAGCGCCCACAUAAGUGCAUCCACUGCCAUAAGAGCUACAUCCACCGCUGUAGCCUCAAAGUCCACCUUAAGGGCAACUGCCCAGUUGUCCCCUCAUCUAACCUUUCCACAGAGGACCUGAAUCGGAUCAAUGAAGAAAUAGAGAAAUUUGACAUCAGUGACAGUGCGGACAGGUUGGACGAUGUCGAGGACAACGUUGACAUGGCAUCUGUAGUCGAAAAAGAAAUAUUGGCUGUGCUCAGAAGAGAGAUGGAAGGAGCCAGUCUUAAAGCAUCGUUGCAGAGGAACCUGGGAAAUGGACUGAUCACCUCAGGAUGCAAUCUUUAUGAAUCAUCAGAUAUUGUGAAGUUGCCUCAUGGUCAUCCACUACCUCGGGUACCUAUAAAGGUCAAGCAAGAAACAGUUGAACCAAUGGACCCUUAAACUCUG
Molecule: messenger RNA, 2358 nt
Organism: Euleptes europaea (tarantolino)
Lineage: Eukaryota; Metazoa; Chordata; Lepidosauria; Squamata; Sphaerodactylidae
Gene: PRDM1
Product: PR/SET domain 1
Exons: 6
Coding region: 7-2352 (781 amino acids)
Biological process (GO): regulation of transcription by RNA polymerase II; cell fate commitment
Cellular component (GO): nucleus; cytoplasm
Molecular function (GO): histone deacetylase binding; DNA-binding transcription repressor activity, RNA polymerase II-specific; RNA polymerase II cis-regulatory region sequence-specific DNA binding
Source: RefSeq, a predicted model, not a curated record